AUGGCUUCUUCCUCGCGCGCUCCCGCAGGCCCAGGCCCACAACGCCCUCCACUUCCACCUCUGACUCCCCUCGGAAUGCAGUCCACGUCUAUUCUCGCAUCUCCAAGACUCUACACCAGCCCCUCCACCUUCUUCCCCCCCACGCAGAUGGUGGCCCCCAAGCGAAAGCUCUCUCCAAGCUUCCAAGAUUUGAGCAGUUCAUCUCGGACUGCUCGUCCGAGGAUCGAGGAAAGCACUGGCCUCACGCCCACCAAGAUCCUCAAGCAGUUGUCGGGCAACGAGCGUCUUACCGAUGAUGUUCUCAACUUGAUCUGUCAAGUCAUUCGAACCAAGUGCGACACCUCCAACGGUCGCGCCCUGGUCUUGCAUCCGCUGUGGUUAUUUGACAAUGACCACUCUCCCAAGCUUCCGCGGGAGAUCCGUCAACUCAGAGACGAUCGCUGGCUCUGUUUCCCUAUUCAUCACGACGGGGAUCACUGA
Fusarium redolens is the source of this 480-nucleotide messenger RNA. RefSeq lists its product as uncharacterized. The record is from RefSeq and is a predicted model, not a curated record. The coding region runs from base 1 to 480 and encodes 159 amino acids. Lineage: Eukaryota; Fungi; Ascomycota; Sordariomycetes; Hypocreales; Nectriaceae. The transcript has a single exon.